AUGUUAAAAUUACUAAAUUGGAGAAAUGUAUAUUUAUUAACAAUUCCAAUUCGAAUUAUAUUAACAUUAUCUAAUUCAUAUAUUCAUCCAGAUGAACAUUUUCAAUCAAUUGAAAUAAUUAGUAAUAAAAUCUUAGGUUAUUCUACAAAUAUAUCAUGGGAAUUUAAUAAUGAUUUCCCAGCAAGAUCAUUUGUUCCAUUGUAUUUUAUUUAUGGUCCAUUACUUUAUGUUAUAAAAUUUUUAAAUUUAAAUUUAACUCCCAUACAAAUAUGGUAUUUAUUAAGAUUACAAAUUUGUUUAAUUAAUUGGGUGAUUAUUGAUUUUUGUUUAUAUUGGAUGUUACCUACAAAACAUGAAAGAAUAAAAGCUUUAUUUUUUACACUGACUUCUUUUGUUUCCCUUGUUUUUCAAAAUCAUUUAUUUUCAAAUAGUAUUGAAACUUGUUUAUUGAUUUUUGUAAUAUAUAUUAUUGAUGAUUUAAGAUAUAUUCAGGAAAAUAAAGAGUUGAAGAGUAUGAAUAAAACUAAAUCUUUAUUAACUUUAGGUGCUUUAAUUUCAUUUGGUAUAUUUAAUAGAAUUACAUUUCCAGCAUUUAUAAUUUUACCAAGUUGGUAUUUAUUAACAUAUAUUUAUUCUAAUUUAAAAUCAAUAAUACCAUUAACUUUUGGAUUUAUCAUACCAACAAUAUCUUUUAUUUAUUUGGAUACUUAUUUAUACAAUUCAAAUUCAUUUGUUAUAGCUCCAUUAAAUAAUUUACUAUAUAAUUCAAAAUUUGAAAAUUUAUCAAAUCAUGGUAUUCAUCCUUACUAUACACAUGUAUUAGUUAAUGUACCACAAUUAUUAGGUCCUGGUUUAAUAUUCAUGAUUUCUAAAAAUUAUAUAAGAACAACUCCAUUUUUAACAAUAUUAAGUGGUUUAUUUUUCCUUUCAAUUUUUCCACAUCAAGAAUUAAGAUUUUUGAUUCCAUUAUUACCAUUAUGUUGUUGUUGCUUUGAUUUGACUCAAAAGUUUGUCAAACCCUGGAUGAUUUAUAUAUGGUAUGUUUUUAAUGUAGUUAUGAGUUUACUUAUGGGAAUAUUUCAUCAAGGUGGUAUAAUCCCUGCUUUAGAAUAUAUUAGAGAAAAUGAUUUAAAAGGAAUACAUAUUUGGAAAAAUACUUAUUCACCUCCAUCUUGGUUAUUAGGUAGUGAUUCUGUUGAGACUGUUUUAAUAGGACAAAGUUUAAAUAAUUCGAAAGAAUUUACAAUUAUUGAUGCAAUGGGAUCUUCAAUUAAUGACGUUAUAAAGGAAUUAAAUGACGAUAGGCCAACGUAUUUAAUUACACCACUUGCAUCUUAUACUUAUGGUUCUCAUUUUAAACCCUUAUGGAAUACAACAUUUCAUAUAGAACUUGAUCAUUUAGAUAAUUUUCAACUAGGAUUAGGUAUAUAUCAAAUGAUUUGA
Messenger RNA from Lodderomyces pseudojiufengensis, 1443 nucleotides. RefSeq names its product glycosylphosphatidylinositol-alpha 1,2 mannosyltransferase (gene SMP3). NCBI's taxonomy places the organism in Eukaryota, Fungi, Ascomycota, Pichiomycetes, Serinales, Debaryomycetaceae. The transcript has a single exon. Bases 1 to 1443 code for a protein of 480 amino acids. Gene Ontology annotation, molecular function: alpha-1,2-mannosyltransferase activity. Gene Ontology annotation, cellular component: endoplasmic reticulum membrane. Gene Ontology annotation, biological process: GPI anchor biosynthetic process. The record is from RefSeq and is a predicted model, not a curated record.